AUGACAGCCUCGUUCCCAUUCCCGGGCGCGUACUAUGAAACGUACGAGCCCCAAGAAAUCCAAAUACCAAAUCUAGCACACUCUCCCGACCUCUACGAGCAACAACGUUACCUCGAGCAGCAGAAUGAUGACAUCCGCAGGCAGAACUAUGAGAACUUGUUGAGGAAUCAGAUCCUGACGCGGCCGAGCUACAAUAUUCAACCUGUGUUGAACACCGUACGCGAACCGUAUAUCAACUCGAUCCCUUUGCAGCGGCCGAUUCAGCGCGCUCAGUAUGAGGCGCCCUUAACGCCGCAAUUCUAUCCUGUGCAGCGCCAGCAGCCUAUUCGGCAAUACCAGCCAGUGCAAAGCCCGGACUUCCAAGUAGCAGCAGAGGCCCACGCCGAAGCCGGGAACUCUCAGGGCGCGAGCCAGCAGACACACAACCCGUACCAUUAUGCGCAAUUCAGCGCACAAAAUCUGGCGUCCCAACCGCGAAUCCAGCAAGUCCUAGCUUCCACACCGCUCAAAAAACGUUAUUUAGUGCUCCACCCUAACGGAACCAUCGAGCAUAUCGACAAGAUCGAACAUAUCGUUGAACAACACCCUAAUUACAUCUUAUUGAACGCUAAAAGCGUUACAUCACAGAAUGAAAGUUCAAAACCAGGAUCAGCGCAAAGUCCGGUGGUCCCACAGACCCCAGUUGCCCCCGUAGCACCUAAUUCCCUAGUGACACCAACGGCACCAAAUGCCCCAGUGGCACCAAAUGCACCAGUGACACCAAAUGCCCCAGUAGCAACAGCGGUACCGAAAGCCCCAGUGGCACCAGCGGCACCAAAUGCCCCAGUGGCACCAGCGACACCAAAUGCCCCAGUGGCACCAGCGACACCGAAUGCCCCAGUAGCACCAACGGCACCAGUUAUCCCUGCAGUCCCACAGGCCCCAGUUGCCCCCGUAGCACCUAAUUCCCCAGUGCCACGAGCGGCACCAAAUGCCCCAGUGGAACCAAAUGCACCAGUGACACCAAAUGCCGCAGUAGCACCAGCGGUACCGAAUGCCCCAGCGGCACCAGCGACACCAAAUGCCCCAGUGGCACCAGUGACACCGAAUGCCCCAGUGUCACCAGCGACACCAAAUGCCCCAGUACCUGCGGCUCCAGUACCCCGAUCGCCACCUACGGCCCCUGUAGCACAAGCACCUGACGCACCAAUGGCCCCAGUAUCUUCAGCUGCACCUAAUGCCCCAGUCGCUCCAGCCAAGGCCACUGCGCAAGCAAACGCUGUACCUACGCCACCAGUAGCCCCAGCCCCGGCACCAGUAAAUCCAGCCCCUUCACCAGUAAAUCCUGCACCGGCACCAAUUAACGCAGCACCAGCACCUGUGGGUCCAAUCGCUGACCCUGCUGAACCACCUUCAACAGUUAACUCCAAACCCAUACCAAUUCAAACCGGCAUCGUACCUGGCCCAAAACCGACCGUGCAGCCAAAGGAUACGAAGAACGAUAUCGACGUACUUCAAGUAAAUGGCUCGAAACCAGUAGUGUGGUUCAGGACGAAGGACCUUGACUUCUGGGAGAAGCUGACGACCGGAGACGAAACCUUCGACGUCGUGUACAUCUUCAACGUGCCGCGGGCGCAGAAGGUCACGAGAGAAACUAAAACCACUUUACAUGCUGACGGUACUGUGGUGGAAGAAGUGACGCAGACCAUUUAUGACGACGAGGAUUUACCACCAAGAGUUAUCACAACGACUACGGUCACCAAACCUGAUGGCACCCAGUCAAAGACGUGAGAAGAUCUAUAUUGGAUUCAAAUAAGUUUUAAGU
Molecule: messenger RNA, 1804 nt
Organism: Cydia strobilella
Lineage: Eukaryota; Metazoa; Arthropoda; Insecta; Lepidoptera; Tortricidae
Exons: 7
Coding region: 1-1770 (589 amino acids)
Source: RefSeq, a predicted model, not a curated record